This is a messenger RNA of Porites lobata, 747 nucleotides long. Lineage: Eukaryota; Metazoa; Cnidaria; Anthozoa; Scleractinia; Poritidae. The record is from the annotation of a GenBank genome assembly.
AUGAUAAGAAACUAUCUUAAACUAAACCAGGACAAAACGGACCUUGUAGUCAUCAGUUCCAGAUUCCAUCCUAUGCCUGACAUCGGUCACAUUACUGUUGGUUCUGAGUGCAUUGCACCUCGUGACUCUGUUCGUAAUUUAGGGGUUCAGUUUUAUAGCAUAUUCAGUUUUGAGGAGCACAUUAAGAACAUUUGUAAAUCAUCAUUCUAUCAUUUGAGAAAUAUUGCUAAAAUCCGCAAGUACUUAAGCCAAGAUACAUGUAAAAUCUUAGUCCAUGCAUUUAUUAGUUCGAAACUUGAUCACUGUAAUUCCUUAUUACAUGGCCUUCCUAAGUAUCUGUUAGCUAGACUACAGGCAGUUCAGAAUGCUGCAGCUCGUGUUGUCACACUGACACCGAAGCAUGUUCAUAUAACUCCUAUUUUAAUUAAUCUUCAUUGGUUACCAGUUGAGUUUAGAAUAACUUUUAAAGUCCUUUUAUUGGUAUACAAGGCCCUUCAUGGCCUUGCACCUUCUUAUAUUUCUGACCUUUUGAAUUUUAAAACAUACUCUAGGUCAUUGCGUUCUUCAUGUAAAGAAUAUUUAGUGGUUCCAAGAAGCAGAUUGAAAACAUAUGGAGACAGAGCUUUCUCUAUUGCAGGACCUAAAUUGUGGAACGAUUUACCUCUAGAGAUUAGGAAAUGUGCUUCAGUGGCAACUUUUAAGCAAUCCCUUAAAACUUUUUUAUUUAAGUUAGCAUAUAGGUUAUGA